Molecule: messenger RNA, 1566 nt
Organism: Sinocyclocheilus rhinocerous
Lineage: Eukaryota; Metazoa; Chordata; Actinopteri; Cypriniformes; Cyprinidae
Gene: cunh2orf68
Product: chromosome unknown C2orf68 homolog
Exons: 5
Coding region: 27-521 (164 amino acids)
Source: RefSeq, a predicted model, not a curated record
GCACCUUUCCAUCACAGAGCAGAGCCAUGGAGGUCCUGCAUGAUGCAGAGGGGGAGAGUGUCAAAUACAAGCCCGGCGGGCGCUUGGACAUGAGCCACGGCUUCCUGAAGCACAUCAGGAGGAAUCAGAUGGCCAGGGAUGAUUAUGACAGAGAGGUAAAACAGGCUAAGGAGAAACAGGAGCGCAGACACACCAACACCCCUCGGCGUCCACGAAGACCUGACCGUCAGGUGUACCACCCACGCCACCAGAAUGGAUCUGAACCCGGUGUGAAUGCAGAGGCAGAGGACUGGAAUGAGAGCAGCUCUGGCACAGAGCAGGAAAACACUGACACAGAGCUAUUCUGGCUCGAUUAUCAAGCUGACAACGGGCAAAUAACAUCAUUCAUUGUUCACAAGGAGGACAAGCCAGAAGUUAUUGUGGAGCACGUGGCAGAAAAGAACGCUCUGGACUCGGCCAUGAGGGCGGCGCUGUUGGCACGUUUGGGACAAGAAAUGGACAAACGCUGUGACAAAUGCUGAGAGGAAGAGAGAGACAUUUUUAAAUAAAAGUGGAGAUAAAUAAAGUAAAUAACAGAGCAAGGCACUGAGACACCGCUGAGACAGAAAUGAAACUGAACUGCAUUUCUGUAUGAUGGCACCAAGCAUGCAGCAUUCACAGAUGUCAUGGAGAUGUCAUGUAUCCUAAUAUGUGAAAGUGCAGCUCUUGUAAGAGAGUGGACUCGAACCUCAAGAGAAAUGACACUGUUAAGCAUGAAAUCAAUCUUGUUUGAUCUAAAAUAGUAUGUAUUUUGGUAAUAUACAGAAAACAGGACCUGAAUUUUUCUUUCAACUGGAAAUUGAAAUCCUUGUCACUCCUCACUUCACAAUUGAGAAAGAUGUUGGGCAAAUGUUGUGCAGCUUGGUCAUGGCGCUUUUUACAACUGAGGUGACUUGCUGGCACUCGUAUUUUAAUGGGAUUUUAUAACUGCAAGAUGUACAUUGCUUCACUAGGUCCCAUGAGUCUGUCUCUUAUAGGCUUCCAGAUAAGAGUGUUUUAAAUACAGUUUAGGCUAAAUCUCCACAGUAAUCAGGUCAAAAAUUAAACCAAACAUCGAAUGCUUCCAGUCUGUUUAGACUAAGAAGGUUUGAAGGAGUCAACUUAUUGCUGUGAUGUAGAUGCUAGUGGAAAUAGCUGAGGAAGUUUAAGCAAAGUUAAAGAAUACUAAUGAGGUCCUCAUUGCUCUGAUAUGUAUAUCCAUGCAUUUGGAUAUCUGCCUUUUCCCUUUAUGUUCAUAAAUAUUUAUAUUGAUAUACUGAUAUGAAUAUAAUCUUUUCCUCUGUUGGUGCUCAUGAUGUUGUGCAAACAAAAAAGGACUGAUAUGUGUCUCUGUCUCUUUUUUCAGCUCUUCGUUGUACAGGUAGAUUUUUAUUUUUGUAAUUGUAUUCCAACUGUGUACUAUUGUGUUAUUGUAGAGAUUACAGCAUGAAUUCAGAUUGCAGGAUGAAUUGUUCAUUCUGUCAUACAGACAGAUGAUGGCAGUGUGCACUAUGUUUACAUUGUGCAAAAAUACAUUUUCCUUUAACU